Molecule: messenger RNA, 522 nt
Organism: Nothobranchius furzeri (turquoise killifish)
Lineage: Eukaryota; Metazoa; Chordata; Actinopteri; Cyprinodontiformes; Nothobranchiidae
Gene: fabp10a
Product: fatty acid binding protein 10a, liver basic
Biological process (GO): fatty acid transport
Cellular component (GO): nucleus; cytosol
Molecular function (GO): fatty acid binding
Source: RefSeq, a predicted model, not a curated record
UGGGUUCACACUCACCGUCUCCACAUUGUGUUGAGCUUCGCACAACUGUCCCAGCUUCCGGCCACCGUGGUCAAGGAUAUCCUCUAAGGAACGAUGGAUUUCAGCGGAACGUGGCAGGUCUACGCUCAGGAAAACUACGAGGAGUUCCUCAAGGCCAUGGAACUUCCAGAAGAUGUAAUCAAGAUAGCCAAAGACAUAAAACCGGUAACCGAGAUCAAACAGACGGGCAACGACUUCGUCAUCACCUCCAAAACGCCCGGAAAGUCUGUGACAAACUCCUUCACCAUCGGCAAGGAGACGGAAAUUAACACCAUGGAUGGGAAGAAGCUGAAGUGCACUGUCAAUCUGGAGGGUGGAAAGCUCGUCUGCAAUACCGGCAAAUUCUGCCACGUCCAAGAACUCAAAGGAGGAGAGAUGAUCGAGACUUUGACCCGGGGCUCGACGACUCUGGUCAGGAGGAGCAGAAAGGUCUAGACCUGAACAAAAAUUAGAAUAUGUAUUUAAAUAAAGGUGUUUACUGUA